Diversispora eburnea is the source of this 1696-nucleotide messenger RNA. Lineage: Eukaryota; Fungi; Glomeromycota; Glomeromycetes; Diversisporales; Diversisporaceae. The record is from the annotation of a GenBank genome assembly.
AUGAUAAAAUCAUCAACGAGCUUGAAGAUUAAAUAUAAACAAUCAAACCCAACUUCCAAUUCAACACCGAUACCAACGAGUAAGGUGGAAAAUAAACCCAAGGAAACUAAAGUUGAAUCUUUAGUAUCUAGCACUAGCAAUCUUGUUAGCACCGAACUUGAAGAUAAUAGCACUUCCGGUCCAACACCAAAGUCAAAGAGCAUAGUACCGGAGAAAACUAAAGUUGAAUCUUUGGUAUCUAGUACUAGUAAUCUUGUUAGCACAGAACUAGAAGAUAUUAGCACUUCCAAUCCAACACCAACCUCAACCAGUCUAAUUGAUGAUAAACUAGAAACGAAGUCCGAUGACGUCACUUCUGAUCCGAUACCAACAUCAACCAGUCCAGUUGAUGAUAAAGCAGAGAAAACCAAAUCUGAAUCUGUGAAAACGAAGCUCGAUGACACAACCACUUCCAUUCCAACCAGUCUUCAAGAUAUUAGCACUUCGAAUCCAACACCAAAUCCAACCAGUCUAGUAGAUGAUAAACCAAAUAAAAACAAAGUAAAACCGAUAUCAACCAGUCUAGAAGAUAUUAACACUUCGAAUCCAACACCAAAUCCAAUCAGUCUAGUUGAUGAUAAACCAGAUAAAAACAAAUAUAAAUCUGUAGAUGACACGACCACUUUCAUUCCAACCAGUCUAGAAGAUAUUAGCACUUCGAAUCCAACACCAAAUCCAACCAAUCUAGUUGAUGAUAAACCAGAUAAAAACAAAUCUAAAUCUGUGGAUGAAACGAUCACUUCCAUUACAACCAGUCUAGAAGAUAUUAACACUUCGAAUCCAACACCAAAUACAACUAGUCUAGUAGAUGAUAAACCAAAUAAAAACAAAGUAAAACCGACAUCAACCAGUCUAGAAGAUAUUAGCACUUCGAAUCCAACACCAAAUCCAACCAGUCUAAUUGAUGAUAAACCAGAUAAAAACAAAUCUAAAUCUGUAGAUGACACGACCACUUCCAUUACAACCAGUCUAGAAGAUAUUAGCACUUCGAAUCCAACACCGAAUCCAACCAGUCUAGUAGAUGAUAAACCGGUUAAAAACAAAGUAAAACCGAAGAUCGAUAACAUCACUUCUGAUCUGAUACCAACAUCAACUAGUCUAGUUGAUGAUAAACCAGAGAAAACCAAAUCUGAAUCUGUAAAACUGAAGCUCGAUGACAUUACUUCUGAGAUACCAACCACAACCAGUCUAGUUGAUGAUAAACAUAAAAACAAAGUAAAACCGAAGCUCGAUGACAUUACUUCUGAGAUACCAACCACAACCAGUCUAAUUGAUGAUAAACAUAAAAACAAAGUAAAACCGAAGCUUGAUGACAUCACCUCUGAGAUACCAACCACAACCAGUCUAGUUGAUGAUAAACAUAAAAACAAAGUAAAACCGAAGCUUGAUGACAUUACUUCUGAGAUACCAACCACAACCAGUCUAGUUGAUGAUAAACCGGAUAAAAACAAAGUAAAACCGAAGCUCGAUGACAUCACCUCUGAGAUACCAAUUCCAACCAGUCUAGUUGAUGAUAAAAAUAAAAAUAAAGUAAAACCGAAGCUCGAUGACAUUACCUCUGAGAUACCAACCACAACCAGUCUAGUUGAUGAUAAGCAUAAAAACAAAGUAAAACCGAAGCUCGAUGACAUUACUUCUGAGAUACCAAUUCCAACCA